This is a messenger RNA of Neopsephotus bourkii (Bourke's parrot), 3642 nucleotides long. It is a transcript of the gene RELT, whose product is annotated as RELT TNF receptor. The record is from RefSeq and is a predicted model, not a curated record. NCBI's taxonomy places the organism in Eukaryota, Metazoa, Chordata, Aves, Psittaciformes, Psittacidae. Gene Ontology annotation, biological process: apoptotic process. Bases 62 to 1219 code for a protein of 385 amino acids. The transcript is spliced from 10 exons.
AGCAUCCCAGUGGAGGGGAACAGGGAUCCACAAGCCGCUUCCCCACUGGGAUUUCCCCUGGAUGGUGACCCUGAUGCUUCCCCCCGGGCAGGUCUCCCCAGUGAUGAAGAGCAGUGGGAUGCACUGGUGGCUUGUCACUGUCCUGGGGGUGCUGAGCAGCCCUGGUGCAGGGGCCGGGAGCUGCGGUCCCCAGGAGCAGGGGACACCGGGAUGCGCCCCCGGAGAGGAGCCCAUUGGGGAAUGUGGCUCAGGGGGGCUGUGCCGAGCUUGCCCCCCCGGCACCUUCUCACGGGGGGACACAUCCUGCUCCGCUCACACCCGCUGCCGCGAUGGGAACAGGAUCCUGGUGGCUCCGGGCACCGCGGGCACCGACAGCCGAUGCGGAUCCUGCCUGCCGGGGUUUUACAGCCCUGAAGGGGAGAAGGAGCCCCGGGGUCGGUGCCUGCCCUGCGCCAGCGCUCCCCGCAGCACCCCGGGGUGCCGAGGCCGGCGGCGAGGCCGCAGCCCGGAAGCACUGGAGCAGCCAGUGGGGACCAAUGGGACAUGGGUGGCUCUGAUGGGUGAGGAAGAGGAGGAGGAGGCAGCAGCAGCACAAGCGGCUGUGCUGACCAUCGUCCCGGUCUUCUGUGCCAUGGGGCUGCUGGGCAUCCUGGUCUGCAACCUGCUCAAGAGGAAGGGUUACUACUGCACCACCAGCAAGGAGCCCCAGCCUGGAGCCACCGGUCCCAGCUCCAUUUACCAGCUGGAGGAUGCCAAUGAGGACACCAUCGGGGUGCUGGUGCGGUUGAUCACUGAGAAGAAAGAAAACGCAGCAGCGCUGGAGGAGCUGCUGAAGGAGCAUCACAGCCAACAGCCACAGGGCUGCACCCCCCCAGAUAAGCUGCACCUCCUGCCUCAGUUUCCCCCCUCCUGCCAGCACCAGCAGCACCUCCACACAGUGCAGGGCCCAGCCCCGUGCGCCCGCUGCAGCCAGAAGUGGCCGGAGGUGCUGCCACUGCCCAGGGCCACCAAGGGCCCCAAACCGGGGGCUCGGCCCGCUGAGGUCACCAUCCUCUCUGUGGGCAGGUUCCGGGUGUCCCGCAUCCCGGAGGUGAGGAGCAAUGCUGGGGGUGAGCCCCACCAUGGAGCCCUGCCCACCGGGAGUGGGAUGUGGGUGAGGAGCACUGAUGGCCCCCCCAAGCUGGCAGCAGGCCUGGGGGCUGCCUCGGGGGGACGGUGACACCCACAGAGACCCCAUGGAGGGGGCAGAGGAUGCUGGGCGCCGUGUGAAGACCAGUCCUGUGUGGAGCCGUGAAGUGCUGGAGGCGGCAGCUUGGCUUCUCCUCCUGCCACCAAGGUGUCCAUCAGGAGCAUGGCAAAUCCAUCGUCGGGCCCAGCUGGUGAGAAGGAUUCCCUGUCCCCAAGGACUGGUGGUGGCCAUGGCAUGGUGGGCUGGUGGAGAGCAUCUCCUGGAGCUGCAGCACCAGUGGUGAUGGUCACAUCGUGGUCCCCUGAUGGAGAGCAUCUCCUGGAGCUGCAGCACUGGUGGUGGUGGCCAUAUCGUGGUCCUCUGAUGGAGAGCAUCUCCUGGAGCUGCAGCACCGGUGGUGAUGGUCAUAUCGUGGUCCUCUGAUGGAGAGCAUCUCCUGGAGCUGCAGCACCAGUGGUGGUGGUCAUAUUGUGGUCCUCUGAUGGAGAGCAUCUCCUGGAGCUGCAGCACUGGUGGUGGUGGCCACAUCGUGGUCCCCUGAUGGAGAGCAUCUCCUGGAGCUGCAGCACCAGUGGUGAUGGUCAUAUUGUGGUCCCCUGAUGGAGAGCAUCUCCUGGAGCUGCAGCACCAGUGGUGAUGGUCAUAUUGUGGUCCCCUGAUGGAGAGCAUCUCCUGGAGCUGCAGCACUGGUGGUGGUGGCCACAUCGUGGUCCCCUGAUGGAGAGCAUCUCUGGGAGCCAUGAUGCUGGUGAUGGUGGCCACAUCGUGGUGCCCUGAUGGACAGCAUCUCCUGGAGCUGCAGCACUGCUGAUGGUGGACUGAUGGAGAGCAUCUCUGGGAGCCAUGAUGCUGGUGAUGGUGGCCACAUCAUGGUGCCCUGAUGGAUAACACCUCUGGAAAGCCAUGAUGCCAGAGCACAGCUCCAUUGGAGACAGACACCAUGCAGUGGAGGAUGUCAUGCAGCUGGGAUGCCAUUUCACAGUCACCUUCUUGCUCUGUUGAACUGAAGCCUCUCCAGGCACAUCAUGAGCUCUUGACUUCCCUCCAUCACGAGGUACCAGCACUGCACUGGUACUGCACACUGCAGUUUAAUGACAGCCUGUGGAUCACAGAACAGCUCUCACCUUACAACAACCCACCCAGAGCAUGGGUUGAGCUGGCCAAAGCUGGUCUCCUGCAUGGACAUCUCUAUCCAAGGCCUCAAUCAGCCCAGGAGAUCCACUCUGCUCACCACGAAGCUCACACACUCCUCCUAUAGGAUCACACUGACCUCCUCAAUGGCCACGUUGGGCUCAGCGGAACAACCCACCCAAGGUUGAGUUGGUGCCCACCAAGCUCCACAUCCAGCCUAGAAAUGGGUUUAUGGCUGCUCCCAUUCACUUCUCCAUCCCCUCAGCACCAAAAAAACCAACCACAGCCCCCCUCUUGGGCUCUUUUAUUUAUUUUUUCUCUCUUUUUUGUUUUUGGAAACAUGUUCAUAGGUCUCCAAUGGUCUACAUCUUACAGGAAAUAUGGGACAGUUACAAACUCGGGGAUGGGGGGGGAGACCACGACCUGAUCUUCAGAACCAAAACCAGAACAAACCCCAAAACCAGGGAACUAAACCCAAAUGGACACUUUCAGAUGGACAAACCGAGGCUGGGGAGGGGGACGGGGGCUCUCCAGGGCAUCACUUCAAGGCCAUGUUCCCUCCACACCUUUGAGACUUGGAAGACAUGGUUACUCCUGGGUUUCGUCUUGAUUUCUCUUACUUUUUGGUAUUUAUGUAUUUAUUUUUUUGCUAAAGAGGUCAAAUACUAUUUAAAAAUGAGUUGAUUUGGGGGGAAAAAUGGGAUUAAAAACCUUAUUCCAUAGAAAGAAGGGUAAAACCCAACGUGGGUUUGCUCAGUGCUAUGGGAACGGGAGGGUUUGGGUGCUAUCCUGCACCCCACUGGCUCAGUUCUGCUUCCUUCCCAUGCUUCCCGACCUCUCUGAUCCCAAACCUCCUUCACCCUGGGAAACCCCAGCUCCAUCCCUUGCAGGGAGCUGCAGCGAUGCUGCAGGUGGCUGUAUUGCAUCAAUAGGCUUUUCCCUACAAACAGCACAACUGAGCGUUUCCAACUGGGAAUUGCUGCUGUUGAAGCAUGGAUUUUGCUACUCCUGCUUUGCCAACAUCCCUGUACCAGGCUGUUUUGCCUGGUUACAGGUAAAUCCCGAAGUGCCACGGUGCAACAUGCUGGGAAAACACCUUUUCCAAGCUCUCUUCCCUCUCAGGCUCCCAGCAGGCUUUGUUUUCCUUAUUUCCCUAUGGGAAUGCUAGUGCAUGGCAGAGAAACCAUCUGGAGCUCCAUCCUACUGGCAGCCCAAUGGGCUCAGGACAAAGUGAAAGGAAGAUGGGCAGAGGGUCACUGUGUUUUGGGAGUGAUGGAUGGAGGGCCUGGAAAUACUGACAAUUAAUAAAAACUAACCCAAAA